Messenger RNA from Lodderomyces margitis, 912 nucleotides. RefSeq lists its product as uncharacterized. The record is from RefSeq and is a predicted model, not a curated record. The transcript has a single exon. NCBI's taxonomy places the organism in Eukaryota, Fungi, Ascomycota, Pichiomycetes, Serinales, Debaryomycetaceae. The coding region runs from base 1 to 912 and encodes 303 amino acids. Gene Ontology annotation, molecular function: S-adenosylmethionine-dependent methyltransferase activity.
AUGUCAACGUAUGCCGAAACAAGUUUCAACUCUCAGCAGUACGAUAAUUCAAGACCUAACUACCCCGAACCAUUCUACUGCGAGUUAAUUAACUACCACAAGGUGAAAGGAGAUACGCAACUUGCAGUCGAUAUCGGUUGUGGUUCAGGGUUUGUAGCUUUCAAGUUAUUAGAAUACUUUGACCAUGUGAUUGGGACCGACCCAUCAUCUACAAUGAUUUCACAAUGUCAAACAAACAUUCCAAAACUUCCAGAAAACAAGACAAUUGAAUUUACAAUUGGGUCAGCAGAAUUGCAACCCUCAGGGAUCUUGCCUGCUUCAGUUGAUUUAAUUACCGGUGCCGAGUGCUGUCAUUGGGUUGAUCAUGCAAAAUUUUACACAGAAUCGGCCAGAAUUUUAAAACGGAAUGGUACUUUAGCGUAUUGGUUUUACAAAGAUCCAGUUUUUGUGGGGUACCCCCAAGCAAAUGAAAUUUACGAAAACUAUACUUACAACUCUUCCAGAGAGGUGAAUCCCGAUGAUGAAUUUGAAAGAUAUAUGGGUCCAUAUUAUCAACAACCGGGCCACGAUUACUUGCGCUCGUUAUUAAAAGAAAAAUCGCCUCCGAGUGAUUUGUUUUACGAUAUAGUAAGACAUGAAUACGUAUCAGAGCGUGAUGGAUCACCUCACAAUGAUGAAGAUGCUUAUGUUACCAAAACACCGUUAUUCAUUCGUAAAGUCAUUGAUAUGACGUGGUUUUUAAAUUAUGUCAAAAGUUGGAGUGCUUACCAUACUUGGAUGAAAGAGCACGGUGACAAAUAUGACAUUGCCGAGAUAUUUGUUGACGAGUUGAAGAAGGAAAUGGGAUGGAAAGACGAUACAAAGGUUGAGGUAAUUUGGGAUACUGUGUAUACUUUUGCUAGAAAGAAAUAG